Aphis gossypii (cotton aphid) is the source of this 1072-nucleotide messenger RNA. RefSeq names its product inhibitor of growth protein 4-like. The transcript is spliced from 5 exons. The coding region runs from base 55 to 693 and encodes 212 amino acids. Gene Ontology annotation, cellular component: nucleus. Gene Ontology annotation, biological process: regulation of DNA-templated transcription. The record is from RefSeq and is a predicted model, not a curated record. NCBI's taxonomy places the organism in Eukaryota, Metazoa, Arthropoda, Insecta, Hemiptera, Aphididae.
UCAAGCGUCUUCGACAUUCCACUAGAAGUUUCGGGAAAUAUUAAAAUAACAACAAUGGCAUCAGCGUCUGACAUGGGCGAUUUAAUGAAUAGAUUGGAAAACCUACCUGUCGAAUUACAGCAAAAUCUCACUUUGAUGCGAGAAAUCGAUUUGAGAGCUCAACAAGUGAUCAGCGAUAUUGGCAAACAGACCGACAAAUAUUUUAAGUCAAAAGCAUACUUGACAGAUAAAAAUAAAAAAAAAAUGAACCGCAUACAAGGUCAAUUUGACAAGGCCAAAGCAUACGGCGACGACAAAGUUCAAUUGGCUAUACAAACGUAUGCAUUGGUGGAUGAACAAAUAAAAAAACUAGAUGCGUAUUUAGCGCGGUCCAGUGAUACAUUUGACGAUACAGCGAUCGACGCCACAAAACAUAUGCAGGGUGGUUCACAAAAUAAAAAACUUCGAAGGACUAAGAAAAAUGGACAUUCGGUCAAAAUAUUCGACAUGCCUGUUGAUCCAAAUGAACCGAAGUAUUGUUUGUGUCAGCAAGUUUCCUAUGGAGAUAUGAUAUGCUGUGAUAACCCAGAAUGUUCUAUUGAAUGGUUCCACUUCGAAUGUGUCAAUUUAACCACCAAGCCUAAAAAAAAAUGGUUCUGUCCAAACUGCAAGAAGACGGACAAAAAAAAAUUAGCUAUUUUUAAAAAGAAAUAAGUUUGUCUUUUUAAUAAUAUUCAUAUACAUAUAUUUGUUCGUUUAGAGGUUAGUUCAUUAUAAAGUAAUAGUAAUAGUAAUAGCGAUUAAUCGUAAAUAUUUAAAUUUGACAGUUAUUAUCAUUAGGAAAAUAGAGAUUUAGAUUAAACUUAAACAUUCUACUGUAUCUGCACUCUCAGUUUAUUUCUUUAUUGUUAAUUUAAAAUUUAAUAUAUAAUUCAUAUUAAAAAUUAAUAAAAUUAAUCAUUAUAAUAUUGGUGUUCUUAUGUAGAAAAAAUGUAUGUAUGGGAGUAAAGAGAAGUUUCUCACCUUAUAGUUAGAUAGUAUAUCACAAUUAUUAUUCAUUAAUUGUAGAAAUGCAUAUUAUAUAUUUACAAUA